This is a messenger RNA of Necator americanus (New World hookworm), 1329 nucleotides long. RefSeq lists its product as uncharacterized. Lineage: Eukaryota; Metazoa; Nematoda; Chromadorea; Rhabditida; Ancylostomatidae. The transcript has 12 exons. The coding region runs from base 1 to 1329 and encodes 442 amino acids. The record is from RefSeq and is a predicted model, not a curated record.
AUGUCCGCUGCAGUCGCUGCUACAACGCGAAAUCGUGUACUCGCGAUAUACAAAGAAGUUUUAAAACUUGGGAGAAACUGGGAAGCUAAAGAUGCUCAACAGACGCUGAAGGAACGCAAGGACAUUCUGGAUGAAGCAAAGCAAACUUUUCGUGAAAACAAACAAGUGACCGAUCCAAAACGAAUAGCCGAUCUGAUAUUGGAGGCAGAAAAACGAGUUGUUCUUGCUCAACAUUAUGGAGUUCCGUACGCACGUCCUGACUACCUCCCACCUCAAACAGCUUAUAACGUCAACGCUGCUAACAAACAAUUUCACAAAGUCUCUGAAAUAUAUUCCAUACACUUCAAAUCAGUAGCCGUAACAUCAUUUAUUCGUUAUUAUUUCUCCGGUUCAAAGAUAUCCGAGGAGGUUUUGAGCGAUGUUCUGAACCAAUGUUGCCUCGAUGAACACUUUUAUUCCGAUUUUGUUAGAUUCGUACUUUGUAAUCCAUUGUUCGAGAAAUAUCCAAUACGUAAGAGCUACCGCCGUAAUCUGUUGAAGCGUGUGAUAGAUGCGAUGGAGCAGUGUGGCACCGAUGUGUCAGACGAGUUAUACACACUUUGUGCAUCUUGCAUGCUGGACUCGGCGGAGAGUUCAUUUCGAAUCUUCUUGAAUCAAAAUCUCGACCAAGUUCUUGUUGUACUCCGAGAGUCAAAUCAACAACUAUGCUAUGGGACUACUGGGCUCUCACUGUGGCAGGCUUCCUGUGACUUGUCGAAUUUCCUAUGUUGUUUCAUCGACCUAUCCGGCAAAAAGGUGCUCGAGCUGGGUGCAGGAUGUGGUUUAGUAGGUAUUUCGGUAGCAAGAACUUUCCAACAAUGUUCUGUUAUUCUCUCCGACUAUGAUCCAAAGGUGCUAAGUCAGCUGGAGUUCAACGUUGACGAAAAUAUGGACAAGGACUGCUCCCAAAUUAAAGUCCAGAACCUUGACUGGAGCAUGUUUAGCAUCGAUCAGUUGAGCGAGAUUCCAGAUGCAGUAGUAGCUGCAGAUGUUGUUUACGAUUGUGCAAUUCUUCCUUCCCUUUGUGACGUUCUGAGGAAGUGCCUUUAUGCCAAGAAGGGUUGUGUCUCAUACGUUGCAGCCACUCUUCGUGAUCCUUUAACGUUGAGAGUUUUCAAAGACAAAUUAGAUGAAGCUGGUCUUCGAGUAAACGAUGAAGUGCGUUAUCAGUACGGGGCCUUUACCUUCAGCGAUGGCUCAAAAUUCAAAUCUGCAUCACUCUUCCCUCACUCAUCAAAUCUUGAUGCUCCUACUAUUAUAUUUGCAAUUGUCAUAAAGGAAGAUCUGUAG